AUGGGACGAGAGAGACAACACAGUACGUCUUCUAUGCCUUGGUGGAUGCUUGUGUUGGAUCAGACAAAUCCGAUAGUUUCAAGUCUCACGGCGUGUUUUGUUCUUUACACGCACUCUGCUGGCGUGGCGUAUUUCGCUGCUGGUGCUGUUGCCUGCAAUCUAUCCGUCAAGGUUAUCAAGAGGUUCAUUCGCCAACCACGACCGGCCCAAACGACGUCCGCCCGUCAGAAGUCCACCUACGGCAUGCCGAGCACGCACACCGCCGUUAUCACGUACUUCGCAGCCUACGUCACGCUCGCUUGCGCUUAUCUUCCCGUACACCCUUCUCUGCCAUCUGGCGCUGUCUCUAGAGUCCUCCCGGUAAUCAUUGUUCUGCCAUGGGCAACUACGAUCGCAGUGUCGAGAACGUGGCUUGGUCACCAUACUUGGCCGCAAGUUGGUGCUGGUUUUGCCUAUGGUCUGCUCUUUACCCCACUCUGGUUUACGUUCUGGAUACACGGUGGAAACCACUACGGUAGGCUGCUGGAGCAAUAUCUCUUCGAAUGA
This is a messenger RNA of Sparassis crispa, 546 nucleotides long. RefSeq names its product PAP2-domain-containing protein. Lineage: Eukaryota; Fungi; Basidiomycota; Agaricomycetes; Polyporales; Sparassidaceae. Gene Ontology annotation, molecular function: sphingosine-1-phosphate phosphatase activity. Bases 1 to 546 code for a protein of 181 amino acids. The record is from RefSeq and is a predicted model, not a curated record. The transcript has 3 exons.